AUGGCACGAUCUCGCGGGAAGGGAGGUAAACCUCUCACGAAGGGAGGAAAGGCUUCGGCCGAAGAGAGUACCGCCGCCACUGCCGCUCCCUCGAUCCUCUCACCAGAGUUGAUGGCCGAGCUCGGCGAUGACAGCGCUGGCGGUGCCAUGGUAACCCAGAGCGCCAGCAACAAGGGAAAAAACAAAAAGAGAGGGCGCGUCGUCAGCAGCGAGACGCGGGAGCUUGCGGCUACCAUCAGCAAGAGUAAGGCCAAGAAGCUCAAGCAACUGGAGGACAAGAAGCUCAAGGACGGUCGGAGGGCGGAGCUGUACCUCAAGCUCGAAAAGAACCGCAUGUCGCAGAACCAGCUGUCCCUCCUGCAGUCCUCCAAGACGAUCAGCAUGAACCAGGACACCCUGAGAUCGAGGCUGAAGCAGGCGGUGCAGAAGGCGGUGGCCGGCGUGGCCCUCAGCGAUGCCGCCAUCAACGAGCUCGAGAGCCACCCCGGACCUGUCGCCGACAUCGAAGACGCGCUGGCGUUGCCGGUGGGAGGCGCCCUGGCGGCCGCGAGGAAAAGCAGCGGCCGUGCAGCCCCGAGAGCACCAGAAGGAGGAGGAGGAGGCAGCAAGUCAGUGAUUGCAGCUAAGACAGACGAUGGCAAGCGCACGGGGAGCGCCAAGGCCGGAGCCGGUCUCGCGAGGGACGGUGCAGCAGGGGCGGCGGCGAGUGGUGUGAAAGAGAAGGCCGAGGCCGUCGUGGUGGCGAGCAAGAAGCGGAGGCACGCGGAAGAGCCUGCUGCCGUUGCUCCCAAGCCUACUAAGAAACGGAUACAGAUCGUGGCUGCGGCAACGCCGAAAAGCAGCGACAGCAGCAGCGACGGUGACGACAGCAGCGACGAAAGGGAGAACGACCUCAAACCAAACGCCCCAGCAGAGAGGCUCAAAGCAGCGGCAGCAGCAGAAGUCACAAACACCGCCGCUGGCGACAAGGGCGCCGCCGCCGCCGCCGCCGAUACCAAAACCAAAGGCAAUACUUCAACCACCAGCGGCAGCAGCUGGGCGGCGAAGAUGAUGUCCUCCAUGGCAAGACUUUCCACCAGCGGCAGCACCCCAAAGUGGGGCGCUUUAUCUUCUGGCACAGCUAAAGGGAGCAGUGGUAAGACGCCUGGGAAGGCUUUGAACGCAGACGGUGACGGUGACGCAGCCGGUACUGGUGCCGCUGCCGAGAACGUCGACAUCAAUGAAGGUGGUGCUGACGAUGAAGCGAACGAAGAUAAGCCGACGACGGCCCCCUCGGCGGUCGUAGCCUCCUACCCCCCGCCGCCCAGCUGGCUGGAAGGCAACACUCCCGCGUACCACGCCGUCGAGAAGCCGCUCCCGUCGGUGUCGGGCGAGAGCGGCUACGGCCACCCGUCGACCGGCGGCGGCGGAGCUAGCUUGCCACCGCGUCCCAAGAGGUGGGUGCCCGUGAAGCGCCCGGUCGCCCUGCAGGCCGCUCGCCAGCAGCUGCCCGUGUGCGGGAUGGAGCAGGAGAUCAUGGAGGCGGUCCACGAGAACGACACAGUCAUCCUGUGCGGGGAGACCGGGUCGGGGAAGUCCACGCAGGUGCCCCAGUUCCUUUACGAGGCCGGCUACGCCGCGCACGGCCUGAUCGGGGUGACGCAGCCGAGACGGGUCGCGGCGGUGGGCACGGCGGAGAGGGUCGCCGUCGAGCUCGGUACCAAGUGCGGGAAGGGGGGAGCGGUGGCGUACCAGAUCCGUUACGAUGCAUCCGGGGUCGGGGAGAAGACGAGGGUCAAGUUCAUGACGGACGGUGUCUUGCUGCAGGAGAUCACCUCUGACCUGCUGCUGCGCAAAUACAGCGUGGUGCUGCUGGACGAGGCGCACGAGAGGAACCUUAACACGGACGUGCUGCUGGGGAUGCUUUCGAGAUCGAUCCCGCUGAGAAAGCAAGUGGCAGAUGAAGAGCAGCGUGCGUGGAACAUGCUCGGCGAGGAUAGCAAGAAAACCGCCAAGCUUCCGCUGCGGCCUCUGAAGCUGGUGAUCAUGUCCGCCACGCUGAGGGUGACCGACUUCACGGAGAACAAGGCGCUGUUUCCGGUGCCACCUCCGGUCAUCAGCGCGACAAGUCGGCAGCACCCGGUCACUGUGCACUUCAGCAAGAGGACGGAGCUCUACGACUACUCCGGCGAGACCUUCAAGAAGGUGUGUAAGAUCCAUCAGCGUCUGCCGGAAGGCGGCAUCCUGGUAUUCAUGACGGGGAAGCGCGAGAUCCUGCACAUGUGCGACAAGCUCCGACGAGAGUUUCCGCCGCCGAGGCCGGCCGCCGCCGGUAAACGUGACCGGAAGAAGAGCGGCGGUGGCAGCUGCAGCAGCAGUAGUGCGAAGCAAGGAGAGGCCGGCGGUGCGGCAAAGCAAGAGGGCGGAGCCAACGAGGAUGGAGCCGGAGGGGAUGGUGAGGCGAACGAUAGUGGGAGCGGAGAAAAGACGCGGGAUGACAUCGAUGCUGCUAAGCAGGUGAAGUCGCCUGAGGGCAAGAAGGGUAUGAACAAGAACCAUAACAAGAAGCCUUCCGAGGGCAACCCCUUGGUGCCGGAGCCACUGCAGGAGGAAGAGCAGCGGGGUGGUGUCGAUGCUGCUACGACAACCAAGUCGCCCAAGGGCAAGAAGGGUAAGAAGAAGAAGUCUCCCAAGCCGGUGGUCCCAGAGGCACUGCAGGAAGAAGAACAGGGGGGCGACGUCGAUGCGAAGAAGGCGAAGUCUUCCCAGGGCAAGGGUACGAAGAGGAAGCCAGGGCAAACGGAAGAGCGGGUGGUGCCGGAGCCACUGCGGGAGGAGGAGCAGAGCGAUGGUAUCGAUGCUAAGAAGAAAAAUAAGUCGACCAAGGACAAGAAGUCGAAGUCGCCCAAGGGCAAGUCGGCGGUGCUGAAGCCAAUGCAGAAGGAAGAGCAGAGCGAUGCCGUUGAUGCCAAGAAGGCGAAAUCAUCCACAGGCGAGGACUACGGGGAGGGCAAGAAGACGAAGCCACGGCAGGGAGAACCGGUGGUGCCGGAGCCACUGCAGAAGGAGGAGCAGAGAAAUGACGUCGACGCUAAGAAGAAAAAGAAGUCGCCCAAGAGCAAGCCGGUGGUGCCGGAGCCACUGCAGGAGGAGGAGGAGGAGGAGGAGCAGGAGGAGGAGCAGAAGGACGUCGUCGAUGCUAAGAAGGCGAAAUCGUCCAAGGACAAGGGCAAAAAGACGAAGCCUUGCAAGCCGGUGGUGCCGGAGGCACUGCAGGAGGAAGAGCAGGGGAAUGACGUCGACGCUGCUACGAAAGCGAAAUCGUCCCAGGGCAAGGAUAAGAAGAUGAAGCUGCCGCAGGAGGAGGAAAAGCCGGUUGUGCCGGAGGCACUGCAGGAGGAAGAGCAGAGGGGUGACGCCGACGCUGCUAAGAAGGCCACGCCGACCAAGGGCAAGAAGGCGAGGCCGCCACGUCCGGAGGAGAAGCCGAGGGAGACGGACAGGGAGGCGCUGCUGUACCGGGAGGCCGACGAUGACGAGGAGGACGCCACCCGUCUCGGGGACAUGGAAGAAGGAGGUGCCGACAACGACGACGGUGAUGAUUCACUCGACGGAGAAGAAGGCGGGGGGCUGAGCAGCGGUAGCGAGGUAGAAGAAGAAGAAAAAGGGGGAGCCGACGGCAAGAUGGGGUCGUUCGGGGACGACGACGACGACGAGGGCGGCGAGGGCGGCGCAAGGCAGGCGCUGCCUCCCGUGCACGUGGUGCCGCUGUACGCGAUGCUCACCGCCGAGGAGCAGGCCACGGUGUUCCGGCCGCCCCCGGACGGCCACCGCCUGGUCGUCGUCGCCACCAACGUCGCCGAGACCAGCAUCACCAUCCCGGGCAUCGCGUACGUGGUGGACUGCGGCAGGCAGAAGAGGCGGGUCGUGCAGCGCGGCAGCGGGAUCAGCCAGUUCGAGGUCGGGUGGGUGUCGAAGGCGUCUGCGGACCAGAGGGCGGGGAGGGCGGGGAGGACGGGGCCCGGCCAUUGUUACCGGCUGUAUAGCAGCGCCCUGUACACCCAAACCAUGGAGGCGUUCGCCCCUCCGGAGGUGCUGACCCGACCGCUGGAAGACGUGAUGCUGCAGAUGAAGGCCAUGGGGGUCGUGGACGUUUCUCGCUUCCCUUUCCCGACGCCCCCCGACGCGGUCGGCCUUCGCUCGGCGGCCGUCCUCCUAGCGAACCUCGGCGCCACCGCGGGGCGCGGGAGCGCCGCCACCAGCGGCGACGGUAGUAGCGGUAGCGGCGAGAUCACCCCGGUCGGCAAGGCCCUCGCGCUGCUGCCCGUGGGCGCGCGGUACGCCAAGAUGCUGCUGCUGGCCGCGCAGGGGGGGCUGCUGGCGCACGCCGCCGCCCUCGUCGCGAUGCUCACCGAGGGCGACCCGUUCGUCAGGCCGGACUCCGCUGUCGCGGUCAAGGGUGAUGGCGGCGAGGAGGGGGAAGAGGGUGGGGGUGGUGAUGAUGCCGAAGAGGUCCGACGGAUAAGGGCGCAGUGGUUGCACCCCACCAGCGACGCUCUGGCGAGGUUGAAAGCGGCUGGGGCGUACGCCUUCGCGACUUCCGGUGGCACCGCGACCGGGGGCGGAGACUUCUGCCGCGAGAACUACCUCCACGGACCGACCAUGGACCGCUCCCUGCAGCUCCGGCGGCAGCUGUCGCGCCUCGUCGAGCUCCGCUUCGGGACGGAGCCGGGCUGGAAAGGAUGCAACGUGGCCGGCGCGCUGCGGCCGCCAUCGUCGAAGCAGUCGGACGCCUUGCGACAGGUAUUGUUGUCUGGGCUGUUGGACAAUGUCGCUCGAAGGGCGCCGGCGGGGACCGUCAAGGCCGGGAGCAAGCUUUUCCGGGAGUGCGCAUACCUCAGCUGCAACGAGGCCGUCACGGAGCCCCUGUACAUCAAGAGCACCUCGGUUCUGUUUUCGAGAGACCCGCUGGAGCUGCCGGAAUGGGUGGUGUACCAGGACAUCGUGCGCGGCGAACGCGAGGGAGCGGCGGCGCACAUGACCUGCGUGACCGCGAUCGAGGCCGCGUGGAUCCCCGCUCUGGCGGAGGGCUCGCCGCUGUUGUCCUUCUCCGACCCGCUGGUGUCGCCGCCGCCGACGUAUGACAGCAAAGAGACCCACGCCGUCCUUUGCAGGGUUACCCCUCGGUACGGCGUCCACGGGUGGGAGUUGCCCCCGCACCUCACGACGCUGGCCUCUGUCGCGCCGAAGAACAGACCCGACACUGUUUUCCGGUGGUUCGGGAGGCUGUUGCUGGAGGGAGGGGUGGCCGGGUGCCUCUCGGAGCUGAAGACGAAGGAGAUGCUCAACGAUCCUCCUUCGCUGCUCACUAGGGAGAGGCCGACGAAGAAGGUGGCCAUCCUCGUGCUAGAGCUGCGGCAGAGGGGCGUCUGCUCCCUCCCGGCCCUGCUGCGGGAGUGGCAGAGAGACCCGACUUACCUCAAGGGCGCCGUCGAGAUGUGGGUCAAGCUGGGCUCCAGGCAGGGCUUCGAGAAGGCAUGGCCGACCGCGAUAAGGACGGCCGUGGCAGUCGUGGGCGGCGCCUCCGGCGCUGCGGGCGGGCGCCGGCGCGGGGUUGUUGCUGACGUCUCCGCCGCCGCGGCCCCCCGGUCGAUGGAGGAGAAAAUCGGAGCGCCCCCGCUUAAAAGGACGAAAGCCUGAUGCGGUUCUGGGUGUAGAAACCCGAAUGCUUGGCCAAUGACCCCGGUCCCUGACGACGACUAUCGGAGGUGAAGCAGGGGAUGAGACCCCUUUCUUGUGUUGGGUUCCAAGCGAUUUGCAAGUUGUUCCCGCUGGCGUUGUGGCGCCGUGCAUCCGAUGGAACGUCGUUUGUAACCGUUCUUAUGCGUACGUCUGAGACUUGCUGACGGAUUGGGCGAGUUUUGUACGGUGGAGAAGGGGAUAUAUCCUGUUUUCGACGUUUGUAGGAAGAGUCUCGGCACUUUUGUUCUUCCUGUGUUUCUCUUG
Ectocarpus sp. CCAP 1310/34 is the source of this 5985-nucleotide messenger RNA. The record is from the annotation of a GenBank genome assembly. NCBI's taxonomy places the organism in Eukaryota, Phaeophyceae, Ectocarpales, Ectocarpaceae.